AUGGAAAUUAAGAAGACUAAAAAGGCAAAGCUUACUCCUAGAACUAAGGAAAAACUGGUCUUGUGUAAACGUACACAGAAGGCUAGCCUAGCUUCUAUGUUGGUGACUCAAGUGCAGAAGGGUAGUUCAAAACCUCAGCUAUCUCCUUUUGUCAACCCCUAUAUUAAUAACCAGCCUAAAAAUAAGAUUGUGCUGCCUAAGCAAUUGAAGAAAGAUGAGGGCAAGAAGACCCUUGUGCUUGAUUUGGACGAGACUUUGGUCCAUUCUAGCUUCCAGCCGCCUGGCCAUUAUGACCUCCUACUGCCAGUUGAGAUUGAAAACCAGGUCUGAUAUGUAUACGUGCUGAAAAGGCCAGGUGUAGAUGAUUUCCUUGAGGAAAUGGCCAAGCAUUAUGAACUGGUUAUCUAUACAGCCUCUCUGUCUAAAUACGCCAAUCCUUUACUUGACUGGCUAGAUCCUAAGAAGUUAUGUUCACAUAGACUGUUCAGAGAACACUGAACUUUUCGAAGUGGUAUAUUUGUCAAGGAUCUUGAUAGACUUGACAGAGAUUUAAAAGGCACAAUCAUUAUAGAUAAUAGUCCAGCUUCGUACUUUUUGCAUCCCCAAUGAGCAUUGCCUACAACCUCUUGGUAUGAUGAUAUGGAAGACACAGAGCUUUAUUCCCUCGCUGAAGUUUUAGAGCCCCUUUCAAAAGUUGAAGAUGUCCGAGAUAUCAUUGAAGCAAUAGUUUUUGAAGACAAGGUAUUGUUCAACAAAGCAAGCCAGAUUCUUAAAGGAGGCAAGCUAGGAGAAAGAUCUCAUAGCCAAAAUUCUCAUUUGAGAAAUCCUCAAUCUACUAGUAAUGAUUAUAUGGCUGGUAUCGACCUUAGCCAGCAAUCUGGGGAUUUAAAAGAGGAAGAGAAGGAUAAAGCCGACCAAAAUUUGAGUUCAAAGAAUGAGCCUGCACUUUCAUAUUUCAAAUCAUUUAACUCUUCUAUCAGAAAGAGUAGAACUGGUAAUAAUCUAGGACCAAGAGGAGGAUCUCAAAGAAACAGUCAUAAUGAUCCUGAUCAUCUCCAUUUCAUGCCAAACGUUAAUUCUAUGAAGCUGCAUCCAUCUGUAGCAGUUAAGAAUGGUUGGGUGAGUAAAGGAGAUAAAGAAACUCAUAUACCAAAUAAUGAUCCUCUUUCCCACUCCACCAGCAAAAGUAUCGGAAAGAGUCAGAAUAAAUACGCUACAUCUUCAUUGGGGAACUAUAGUGAAAAGAGUGGCUCUAUAAAACCAUUAAACAGCCAGAUUUAUUUCAAGAAGGUUGACGGAAAGCAUUCCUCAGUCGCCAGGACCUAUAGAACUAAGAUGAAACAAGACAGCUCUUCCCUCGGAAGAUAUAACAACUUAAGCAAUAGAAAUGCCAACGAAUUUAGAACAGUCAGGCGGAAGAGAGAAUUAAUGCUGUUCAGUGUUAAUAAAAAUGGAAGGAACCAUAAACUGGAGAAUAAAUUUAGAACUGUGAACCAUAGUCCUGAGGGGAGUCCUGGCAAGAGACCUCAAAAUGUUGGCUAUUCGAAGAAUCACAGGAAUUACUUGAACAAAAUGGUCAUGAAAAGCUCCAAGUCUCCUGGUUCUAUUCUAGGGAACCUAGGAAACCAGGAUGGGUCUUUAAGAAUUACCCAGAUUGGGUCAAAUACUAACCAUAGGGCUUCUAAAAUGACUAGGUUCACGUCGAGCAAAAACCUGCCGUCAUUUGCUAACUUAGGAGCUCUGAAUGAGUCCGGAAAGAAAGAUUUGAAAUAAACCAGCUGGUCCUUAAUCCUUUGGAUUAAAACCUGAUUGGUGUACUUGUGGGCUAGAAUAAUCUUCAAUUAAU
Molecule: messenger RNA, 1846 nt
Organism: Moneuplotes crassus
Lineage: Eukaryota; Ciliophora; Spirotrichea; Euplotida; Euplotidae
Source: the annotation of a GenBank genome assembly